AUGUCGGUACCUAAUAGAAGCCUCAAGUUUGUCAGCUUUCUAGAUCGAAAAGCCGACGGAUGGUUUGAUGAUUUGGAGAAGCUAGUCAACUCAUUUGCCGAUAGGGAUCUUCCUUGCAAUGUGUUUAUUGAAGAUCCUCAGUUUCUUCUGUACCUCACAGAGACUUCAGAUUCAUCCCUUCUAUCCAAGUUUUCUAAGCUCAAUCGAUUGGCAAACUUGUACCUAAUCAUGCCAACAGAUAGAUCAUUGCUUGAUUAUUCGGAAUUAUCUAAUGACUUAUCCACGGUCUACUCAACUUUGCUCCUGAAGUUAAUACACAAAGCACAUUUGAUGUUGAAGCUCAGACCAUUGAGAACAGGUAGAGCGGACGAUAUUACUGGAGAAUUGGUAGUUAUCAAGGGGCCUAUAGAUGAUCCCGGACUUUCUAUCCGUGAAAGAGACUACCUCUACCUUCUAAAUAAAGAUGGAAACGUCAAACUUUUCUACAGAUAA
This is a messenger RNA of Brettanomyces nanus, 492 nucleotides long. RefSeq lists its product as uncharacterized. The transcript has a single exon. Gene Ontology annotation, cellular component: elongator holoenzyme complex. NCBI's taxonomy places the organism in Eukaryota, Fungi, Ascomycota, Pichiomycetes, Pichiales, Pichiaceae. Gene Ontology annotation, biological process: tRNA wobble uridine modification. The record is from RefSeq and is a predicted model, not a curated record. The coding region runs from base 1 to 492 and encodes 163 amino acids.